Messenger RNA from Patiria miniata (bat star), 2582 nucleotides. Its product is annotated as probable ATP-dependent RNA helicase DDX28. NCBI's taxonomy places the organism in Eukaryota, Metazoa, Echinodermata, Asteroidea, Valvatida, Asterinidae. Bases 189 to 1859 code for a protein of 556 amino acids. Gene Ontology annotation, molecular function: nucleic acid binding; ATP binding; RNA helicase activity. The transcript has 13 exons. The record is from RefSeq and is a predicted model, not a curated record.
UGGCGGCGCCCUUGGCCUACCAUCAUGACCAUGGGCAUGUGUUUCGUGGUUUCGUCGUGAAGAUGAGCACUGCGAGAGUUAUCAAAAUCCAAAUGUGAGACAUCACUACGGCUGACUUCUUAUUUCUGGUGAUUGUGAAUGGGUGCUGUGGUCCACCAGGCUAUCCGCCACUACGAUUUGUGAUCACAAUGCACAGGCGACAAGCAGCAUGUCUUCUGACAACCCUGAGUUCACUGAGGAAAGCAGUUCAUGAUGUAGCUCAAAGACACAGUUGCAUGCGUUGGAUGCAGAAUUCAGCAGUUGGUCAAGCUAACGUGAUCACAGUUCCCAAGAGAAUCAGUGAGAAGAUAGACAGCCUACGUAAAAGCAGGGGUCCCAUCAAAUGGCGAGGCCGCGUUUUCAACGCCCGGCCGGGGAAAGAACUGAUCUCGGCUAAGAGGAAAGAGUUCAACUACUACCAGAACCAGACCUAUGAUAAAUUCAAGCCUCCCAAACUUGCAAGCGAUGGCUGGAAGCACAAGCGCUCCUGCGGGGAUCAUUUUACCAUCCUGGCCUUCCGAGGGAACCCAUCCCUACAAGACAGAGGCGAUUCUGCUGACAAACCCACAACUUUUACUAGUUUCGACCUGAAUGAGAAGCUUCUGCUUGCCCUGGGUAACAUGGAUAUUAAAUCACCUACUAAAAUACAGUCAGCCGCUAUCCCAUCCAUCCUGAAGGGCAGGAACGUCCUGUGUGCCGCAGAGACUGGGAGUGGCAAGACUCUCGCCUACCUCCUGCCCGUCCUACAUAUGUUGCUAUGGGAGACAGCCACUCACGGCCGAGCUACCCAAGCGGGUCGGCCGAGGUGUUUGGUGCUGGUGCCAGGCUGGGAACUGGCUCAACAAAUCAAGUUUGUUGCAGCAUCAUUGUUGAAAGAGACAAGUUUGGUGGCCAGAUAUCUCGACGGUAGCAAAUCUCCCAAGUCCCUCCGCCAUACCUUUCUCACCCCAGCAGAUGUCGUCAUAAGCACGCCUGGUCCUGUCCUGAAUUGCCUCAGACAAAAAUUUAUGACUUUGGAAAGUGCAACCCACAUAGUGGUUGAUGAAUGUGAUACCAUGUUGGACGACAGUUUCUGCAAUACUUUGCUCAACAUUCUGCAGAGAAUGCAUAUAAGCACCAGAUCCCAGUCACAGACGAAACCAUUUGAGGAGACCCAGCUGAUCCUCGCUGGUGCCACCAUGCCAAAACAAGCAGCUGAAACUCUCAAGGACAUCCUGCCUGAGAAAGCAUUGGAGAUCGUAGCCACCACACACUUGCAUCGGAUCAUGCCACAUGUCAGCCAAAAGUUUCUACGUUUACACUCCCAGGACAAAGCUGCCAAAAUCCUCGAAAUUGUGACUAAAGAUUCCAGGCAGAGCAUUCCUGUCAUGAUGUUUUGCAAUGAAGUGUCCACGUGUAACUGGCUAGCUCUGUUUCUCGAGGAGAGUAACAUCAGCGUACUGAGGUUAAAUGGAGACAUGGACCCAGAGAAACGCAAAGGAGUAAUGCGAUCGUUUCAGAAGGGAGUCAGCAAUGUAUUAGUAUCCACAGACAUCGGCUCAAGGGGGAUGGACACAAUUCAGGUGCGGCAUGUAGUGAAUUUUGACUUCCCACGCUUCAUGUCGGACUACAUACAUCGAGUUGGGCGGGUGGGACGAGUUGGCGGUAGUAGCGGUGAUCACGUGACCAGCUUUGUGGUGCACAAGUGGGAUGUGGACCUGGUGCGAAAGAUUGAGAGAGCUGUGAGAGUCCGGGAUGCCCUGCCAAAAGUGAAUGCCAACAUCAAGAACAAGCUGGUACAGAGACUAGUAGAGCAAGAUGACAGUGGCAUCUUCCUCUGAUAAACUAAACAUCCAAUAAACUCUUCAUUGUUUGCGUCUGACUUCCAAACCUGUGAGAUGAUGCUGUCAACAAGUUCUGGAAUGAUGUGAAAUCGGCCUCAGUGCAGCAGUGAUUGGAAGUUGCUAGGAUUGUGAUUGAAUGAAUGACCGUAGAAGUGGACCCUAUUUCUCAAUGCUGGUACAUCAUAAAUAUCGUCUUAACUCAAUAUUUGGAGAUCUAACUUUGAUUUGAGCAAAGACUUUUGCUUAAUAAUUAAAAAAAGGGAUCUAGACUACAUACGAUGUAACCUGAGCAGCAUCAUAAUUGGGUUUAGCAUGAUAGGUGUGUUUUGCGAUUUAAUAUUUUGUCAAUAUUUGUGUAUUAUGUCCACAAAAAUUAGGUAUUUUUCAGUGCAUUGGCACGGAAAUAAAGCAUUUAGUUUGUAUUGAAAUUAUUAGGAAAAGCAUACAUCCAAGCGUCCAUUUCAAAAGACUUUUGCUGUUGUGUAUCUGUUCUACAACCUUAAACUUGCCAAAACAAAAGUGGCUAAACGUUUGCAAAAACACCUACUAAUAAAUCAAUAACCAUCCCGAAAGUAUAGAAUAUGUGUGAAUUCUUACUCUUAAAAUAUUUUCUCCAAAAAGUUUACCAUAUCUGCAUUUUGCAAAAGCUCUGUGUUUUAUUUUUUUUAAUCUGUGAAUAUAUAAUUCUCAGUGAAUAUGUACUUUUUGUUCAUGUGUAAA